AUGUGGCUCAGCCAAGCCAGCUGUGCCGCACGCCGGGGGCCGCUGGGUACAGGCAGCGCAGGCAGCAUCGCCGGCAUCUCCCCAGCCCCUUCAGAGCCCAAGUGCCUCUUGCAGCUGCGGCCCAGCGGCGUGAACCAGCUGGGGGGUCUCUUCGUGAACGGCCGCCCCCUCCCCACCUGCAAGAGGAAGAGGAUCAUCGAGCUGGCGGCGUGCGGCAUCCGGACCUCGGACAUCUCCCGCAGCCUCAAGGUAUCCAACGGCUGCGUCAGCAAGAUCCUGGGUCACUACUACAGGACGGGGGUCGUGGAGCCCAGGGCCAUCGGGGGUAGCAAGCCCCGCAUGGCCACCCCCGAGGUGGUGGCCAGGAUCGCCCAGCUGAAGCUGGAGCAGCCCUCCCUGUUCGCCUGGGAGAUCCGCCGGCAGCUGCACGCCGAGGGCAUCUGUGCUGGUGACAGGACCCCCAGCGUCUCCUCCAUCAACCGGGUGCUGAGGAACCUGCCCAGCGACCUGCGGCCGGCAGCUGAGCGGGCCGGUGCCGCCGUCUCCCCGGGGACCCAGCACCCUCCACGGGGCUCCGCAUCCAGCCGGCGGCUCCCGCUGAGCACCCAGCACAGGAACAGGACGGUCUUCUCCAGCCAGCAGUCAGAGGCCCUGGAGAAAGAGUUUCAGAGGGGACAGUACCCGGACACCGUCACCCGGGAGAGACUGGCCGCGGCCACCCAGCUGCCCGACACAACCAUCAGGGUCUGGUUCUCCAACCGACGAGCGAAAUGGAGACGCGAGGCCAAGCGGAAGCUGGAGGCUGGCGGUGCAGGCUCCUGGUGCGACUGGAUCCUGCCCCACGGGGCAGCCGUGGCUGCUUUCUGCCCCCCCUCCGCAACAGCCACCGGCUCAGCACAGCACCUCCCGGCCACCCCCACCAGCUCGCCACAGCCCUUCUGCGGCCACGGCCACGGCCACGGUCUCACCAGCUACCCUGGCACCCCGGCCCCGCUGCAUCUCUGCACCUCCGGCCCCUGCUCCUGGGACGAUGCUUGCUGCGGCCUGGCCCCCGGCAGCAGCCCCCCUCCGGCUCCCUGGCAGCCCCUGGAGGGCCCCCCCUUCGCCCUGCUGCCCCCCCGGGCUCACCUGCACCCCGCUGCCAGCCUGCUGCCCGGACCCCCGCUGAGCCCCCCGGUGCCGCCGCUCCACGCCAGCUCGCCGGAGCCCCUUGCCCACCUCCACGCACCGGGGUGCCCCUGGCUCUGA
Molecule: messenger RNA, 1248 nt
Organism: Aquila chrysaetos chrysaetos
Lineage: Eukaryota; Metazoa; Chordata; Aves; Accipitriformes; Accipitridae
Gene: PAX4
Product: paired box 4
Exons: 10
Coding region: 1-1248 (415 amino acids)
Biological process (GO): anatomical structure development; regulation of transcription by RNA polymerase II
Molecular function (GO): RNA polymerase II cis-regulatory region sequence-specific DNA binding; DNA-binding transcription factor activity, RNA polymerase II-specific
Source: RefSeq, a predicted model, not a curated record